This is a messenger RNA of Racocetra persica, 2253 nucleotides long. NCBI's taxonomy places the organism in Eukaryota, Fungi, Glomeromycota, Glomeromycetes, Diversisporales, Gigasporaceae. The record is from the annotation of a GenBank genome assembly.
GUGGGCUUCUUCUGCUGAAGAAUUUAUACGCAUUCAUUCGGAAGCUUUAGAAAGCGAUCAUGUAUCGAAAAAUUUACACAUUUGGAUUGAUUUGUCAUUCGGAUGUAAACUUAGCGGUGCUGAUGCGGUUGAAGCAAAAAAUGUUGCAUUACCGCUUUUGGACGGUCAAAAUUCUUUUAUGAAGCACGGGAUCACUCAACUUUUUUCGGAUCCACACCCACAGAAAAUUGUGAAAUCUGAUAGCAAUAAAAGAUCUCCUGUAAAUAUUAAUGGCAAUAUGUCAUUGUUAGAAAAAUAUGAAAAUAUCUCGAGUAAAAAACGAAUACAACUCAAGCCUACAGAUUCGAAUAAACAAUUGGUCGAAGUCGUUGGAGAUUUGUUAGGAUCUGAAAAGACCAUGGGAAAAUAUCAAACUAUAUCUUCGCGAUUAAAAUCACCAAAGUUGGCCCCUACUUCAAAACAAUUAUCACUAUACGAUGCUGUUUCACUUGAUGAAAAGGAUCCAAAAGAUCCUAUUUCUCGUUUUGAAGCUUUAUCCGCAUAUAUUAAUUCUUUUCCAAUACAUUUACCGGAUGAUAUUGGUGACGAGUACUUUAUUGAAAGCCUGAACAAUUUUGAACAAGCACAUUCUUUUUCCGCAAAAUAUCUCCCCCACAAGUAUAUAAAACAUGAAUACUCACAGCAUUUUGGUAAUAUUCAGAGUAGUCAUAAACAAGACACGGCAAAUGAAACAGUUGAUUCAUAUUUUGCAUAUGGAAGGGCAUGGGAUGUUUAUUGCCUUGGAGAAAUCAUUCAAAGCAUAUAUUUCGCUGUAAAAAAUGAUGACGGAAUAUCAAUCCUUUCAGUACACCAGCAUCAAAAUGGUGCAAAUCAAAAAGACUUUUAUAAGUUACCACUUUCCGUGCAAAAAGUUGUGUCAUCAUUAAUGUCUCCAAAUUGGAAACAACGUCCUUCGAUUGAUGCUUUGCUUUAUUCAUCCGUUCCUGCGAUGGGUUUAUAUGAUGAAGGUUUAACUUUACCGUUGCCAGAAUGUGUUCCUGAAGCUUAUGAAUUCUUGACCGAUUUUCAUCGGGUUGAUUGGAUUGGAAGGCUAAAACUUACAGAACAUUGGAUGGAAAGACUCUGCAAUCUUAUUGAUGAGGCCUUUCUCAUGAUUUUACCAAGCCUAGUGUUACUAUUUACAGUUGAUAUUAUAAAAAUUGAAGCAUUGAAUAUUUUUUCAAGUCUCGGACAAAGAUUGGUAAAAAUGUAUACAUACUCACAAUUAUGUAUUCUGUUUGAUCAAGAAUCUGUACGGGAAGCUAUUCCUGCCAGCGGUGCAAUCGAACUUGCAACAUGUGGCUCAUCCGAAUUAAAUGCUUUAUCAUUUUCGGCGCCAUUACGGUCACCACCCGAAAACCAUUUAUCUAGUGAUCGUAUUAGCAUCGCAUCAAGAUCCUCUUCCCAGGAUAAAAGUGCUAGCACAAGUACACCUAGGUUUAUUGCAAAUUUGGAAGAUAAAAAACAAUUGAAUUUGAAUAGUGGGAUAUUACCAACAAAAGAAGUUACAACUGCAAUAACAGUGAACAAGACUUUUUCAUUGUUUGCAGGCGAAGGAGCUAGUAGAAAACUACAUGAUAUUAGUCAUCAAGUUGUUAGUGGAGUGUCCGUAAAAAAUGUUGCCGCACCUGUGAGGAAUAAUAGUUUACCAAGUACUGGAUCCGCUAAAAAAUCAAAACUUAAAGGAAUUAACCUGUCGUGGAGAACAAAGAGCUCAUCUAAUGAAGACUUAAAGAACUGGACUCGGUUUUUAUCAACAAAUUCAGAAGAAAUGUCGAACUCAUUACAGUUUACUUUUAAUGACUUGAAGCUUCGUACUUUUUCUGGGCAUUCGUCAGCUGUUCGUUCUUUUGACGUCAAUGAACAUGCUCGGCUAAUAGCCUCUGGUUCAAAAGAUCGCACAGUAAAACUUUGGUCAUUAGACUUUCAUAACGGAAUAGAAAACUCAGAUAAUGAACCAUUUUCUGAGUGCUUGAUUACAUACAAUGGACAUAGAAAGUCUGCAGUUAGUGAUGUUCAUUUCAUCAGUGGACGAGGUGGUGGUUGGGGACUUGGAGAUGUCAUUGCUAGCAAUGAUGGGCAGAUACAUCUUUGGGACCCAGAAACUGGACAAAUAUUGCAUCAAUUUAGAAAUGAUAGAGCACCAUAUUUAGCUAUCAAACCGAUAUUUAGAUCCAGAUCCCUUGUUAGUGGAUUAGGAGAUACUUCAAUCGC